CACAGAAAGAAAGUAAAUAUUAUUCAAAGAAGGGACCUAGUUUUUUUUCUUCUCAAUCUCUUACAGACCUUCAGAUCUUAAGCGAUGAAGUUCGAUGUAUUCCUCAGUUUCAGAGGAAUCGACACCCGAAGAACUUUCGUUAGCCAUCUUCUCCUUGCACUGUUUAAAAAGCAGUUCAAGACUUUCAGACAAGAAGAAGAGAUGCCAUGGAAUCAACCAGCUUCCACUCAAGUGCUCGAGGCAAUUGAAAACUCCAAAAUAGCGAUCGUGGUCAUAUCGAAGAACUACACUGCUUCAGUCUCGUGCCUCGACGAACUGGCGAAGAUAGUCGAGUGUGAGGAGAAACAGUCGCUGGUGAUGAUUCCAGUCCUACACGAGGUGGAUCCUUCAGAUGUUCUAGGGCAAGCACACAAUCUUGAUGGAGAUAAAAACAACAACUGGGAGACGGUGGAGAGAUGGAGUAACGCACUGGCCAGUAUGAUUAAGACCUAUCAACAAGUAUACUCUCAUUGGGAGGAUGGAGACUCAAGUGAGGAUGGAGACACAGACGCUUUCAUUAUUUUUAGAGUUAUGCUCCAGGUUUCGAAACGUUUGAAACCACCACCCGCGAAAAUGGCAGAGGCUAUGUAUUAUUGUCACUGGACGAAACCUGAAAAAACUGGAUUUCUCACCAAAGGGAUCAUGCUUGUUAGAGCUGCUUUCAGGAAGAUAGCUGGGAGAAUUAUGUAUGCAGAAAAGCUUAUUAGUGUCGUCAACUCUAGUACGCCUGCAAGGAGCCCUGCGUACGUGCAAAAAGAGAAGUAUGUUACGGGCAACGAGUUGUCUCAAUUGGUUCCAUCUAUUGAUUUCGAUAGCCUUGUUGGGAUGGAUAGGCAAAUGAAAGCAGUGGACGCACUGCUGCUUAAUAUGGAUUCCGAAGAAGACGGACUUGGAGAAAUGGGCAUUUGUGGUGGGGAAAGAGUUGGCAAAACAACACUUGCGAGAUGUGUUUACCAAAAGAUCUCACCACAGUUUCAAGAUCACUACUACUUUGAGUAUGAAACCGCACACUCUUCUCUGGGAAUUGGUUCAACCUGUUUGCUACAGAAAAUCGCAAGAGCUGGUCUAUCGGAAAAAGUAGCUGUUAGACCGGGUGAAGUUGUCAAAUUGGAGUUAGAGAGAUUCGAUGAACUUGUGAAUGCCAAUCUUGGACAUCGGAAGGUUUUGCUUAUUGUAGAUAUCCAUCUCUAUGCCACUGGCCAACUCGAAAAUAUCAGAAACAUUGCUCGUCGGUUUGGUCCAGGGAGUAGACUGAUAUAUGUCACCCAGUCCAAUCGUGUGCUACUCAAGUGUGGAGUCAAACACCUCUACAAAGUUGAGACUCUAAGAUAUGAUGAAGCUCUUCAGCUCUUUUCACAAUAUGCCUUCAAACAGGAACACGUCCCUAGGGAGUACUUCCGGCUCUCCAUUCGUGCUGUCCUGAUUACAGGUCGUAUUCCACUGACCCUAAAAGUAUUCGGCUCCUUCCUACGCGGGAAAACCGUCAGUGAAUGGGAAUCCGAGCUAUGUAGACUUGAAGCAUCGCAGGAUAACUGCGUUGCAAAAAUUGUGCAUCGUUGUUUUAUGGUCACUACUUAUGAGUUCUUGAAGCCGCUUUCGUCCCAUGACAGGCAGGCCUUACGGAGAAUCCGUAAGUAGCUGACUAAAAUGUGGCUUUGCCUUUCUGUUUUUUUUUUCUUGUUCUUGGCCAUGUAAGGAAGGUAUUAAACUCUUUUCCUUGUAAAUAAAGAACUUUUAAUC
This is a messenger RNA of Brassica oleracea var. oleracea, 1779 nucleotides long. Its product is annotated as probable disease resistance protein RPP1. Gene Ontology annotation, molecular function: ADP binding. The coding region runs from base 85 to 1677 and encodes 530 amino acids. NCBI's taxonomy places the organism in Eukaryota, Viridiplantae, Streptophyta, Magnoliopsida, Brassicales, Brassicaceae. The transcript is spliced from 3 exons. The record is from RefSeq and is a predicted model, not a curated record. Gene Ontology annotation, biological process: defense response; signal transduction.